GGGAUAGAGAUCGAGCCGAGCGAGCGAGAGAGAGAGGAGUGAGUGAGCUUCGCCCGGGUUCGCUUAUAACAUACAUACACUUGCCUCUCUCUUCUUGCCUCUAUCACUUACCUAUUUUACCUUCUCUUCUCCAUAUCUGACUCUUUGACAACAACGAGGCAAUCAAUCUGCAACAACAACAACAACAACAACGAUAGCGACAACAACAACAACAACAACAGCUAGAAAUGUAAAUGUUGCUCGUGUAAAAAAAAGUGUGCUAGUGUGUCGAUUUGCGUACAUCCAUCAACCGGUCGUGGAAAUUUUUUUUGUUUCCUCGGCCGGCGUAAAGUGCGUGCGAAGACGAGAUCAAAAGUUGAUUCUCGAAAAGUUGAUGGUGCGAGAUAAUAAUGACGUGAUCAUGUGCACUCGGGUCAUUCAACGAUAACGCAUACGACGUCGACGACAACAACAGCGACAGUAGUAGUAGUGGCAUCGCUACGUCACGAUGAUCCAUCAUUAUAGUUGUUAUCUUGGGAUGAAUGGGCCAGUGCCACUGCUACUCGCACUCGUACGAUUGCUCUGAGAUAUGUCAAGUGCUCCGUGAGACAAGACGACGACGACGACGACGAGCCGAAGAAAAGAAGCUUAAAAGAAAGAAGGAGCUGGAAAAGUGCGCGUGAGCGAGUGUGAGUGAGAAAGAGAAGAGAUAGAGAGAGAAGCAAGAAAGAGGUAAAAUGAGAAGAGGAUGAGAACGUCAUCGUGCGUUAAUUACUACGUGCUCUGCCUCGUAUGCUGGGUUCUGCUCGGCAUUACCGGUGUGAGCACGAGAUCGCACUCACUGGUGAAGCGCUACGGCGGACUGUACACGGGCCCUUACAUCGACGCGCAGAACGUGACCAACGUCACCGUGCAAAUGGGCACCCACGCCUACCUGCCCUGCAAGGUUCGACAGAUUGGCAACAAGUCGGUUUCAUGGGUGCGGACGAAAGACACUCACAUACUGUCGGUCGACCGGACGGUAUUCAUCGCCGACGAGAGGUUCCAGUCGCAGUUCUACGACCAGACCAACACGUGGACGCUGCUGGUAAAAUAUGCCCAACCGCACGACGAGGGCGAGUACGAGUGCCAGAUCUCCAUGGAGCCCAAGCUCAGCCACAUAGUGAAUCUCGUGGUGGUCGUUCCGAAAAUCGAGAUACUGGGCGACAAGGACCGCUACGUGAAGACGGGCAGCACGGUGAUGCUGCAGUGCGUCGUAAAGAACUCGCUCGAGAUACCCUUCUACGUGUUCUGGUAUCAUCACGAGCGCCAGCUGCAGGAGCGCCGGGGCAAGAUGUCCAUACAGACGAAGCUGAUCGACGGCACGAACGACACGUCGAGCAAUCUCACCAUCUAUUACGCCGGCCCGGAGGACUCGGGCAAUUACACCUGUCGGCCGAGCAAUCUCGAGGCCAUCAGCGUGCAGCUGCACGUACUCAAUGGUGAGCAUCCGGCGGCGAUCCAGCGGGGAGUGAGCUCGGUGCCGGGCUGCUGUCGGCUCUUCUGCUGGCUGGCGAGCGCCCUGAGCCUGUCGGCGAGCGAGAGCGAACGCGUCCGGAUCUGCGGCCUGAUACUGCUGGGCCUGGCGGUGGCGACGACCCAGACCUAUUUGCCGAGCGCCCGAUGAACGGCCCUGCCGAGCUGCGCGUCACGACGACAUCGCCGGCGUCGACCGGCGGCCCACGCUGGAGCUGGCGCACAUUAUAAAUAAUAUACAUAACGAUUGCGAGAGAGCGAGAGGAUUGAGAGAAGAUCGAUGGGAAUUAUCUGCUGCGGUGUAUACCGCGAAUUCAUUAUUCGUUCGAACGAGACUCGUGGAUUUACGUAGCUGCUGUAUUGGCGCAGGCGUGCACUGGAAAAGACGCGACGAUACGUACACGGCAUUCGCUUGAUUUUCGACGAGGGAGGACAAUCGCGAGUGAUCAGUAAGAGGUCAUCGUGCUCGGGGCUCGUCCGAGAGCAGCUCGACGCGACAGUCUCGUUCUACCUGAAAAUUCAGUGUAUCGCGCAGCUUAUCGGGCACGCGCUUCUGCGAUACUCGUUGAUUUGCACACGCACUGAUCGAUCACCUAUUAAUAAUUUCCAUACCUGCGCCGUGAAACUGCCAACUUACAUCGGCACGAGUUAGUUGGCUUUGUUUUGAAUGUUAUAUCGAGCUGCUAUCACUAUCGACGUCUAACUGCGAUCCUCCCUCGAAGAUUAUCCAAGAGAAUCGCGUAUCAUAUACGUUUAUAGCUCGAAGAAAGUACCACCGACUACGUAACUAACACUCGGUUAUAUUUUCUUCUAUUCUACUCGCAUUACAAAAAAGGAGAGAAACGAGAAACUUCGGCGGAACGAUGAGAGAAGAGAGAGGCAGAAAGAGAGCGAAAAAAGUAUAUAUGCGCCCUGUAGGCGAGUGAAUUUGUUCUUUCACGAGCCGCUUUACGCUCGACUACGCGCUCGACUGAUUUAUUAUAUAUAGGUAUAAAAGUGUGUAGCAAAAAAAAGAUAUCUUCGAUGAAAUACGACUCUUGCUUUAUACACACACAUAUAUAUACACGGGACGCAUAUUUUGGCAGGCAGCCAACGAAACUGUGGCAGUCAAAUUUUGCGAGCUGAUGCGCGCGCGCAAACACGUACACGUACCCACACACUCGAGUCUUAUACAUGCACACCAAAUAUUAUCAUACACGCGAUUUGAAGUAAAUUUUUUGACAUUAUAGCAUUUGAUUUCGUGUCAUCGCUGCGCUCUCGUCUUCUGUCUUUCUCUCUCUGCAUGUGUGAUACAGCGCGAAUAAACGAAACUCGCGAGUUUUUGCCUGCGCGAGAGUCGUAUUUAGCUUAUCUUUUGCCUGCCUUUUUUCCGGUGCACGCGCGCCUAAGUGUGUCUUCGGGAAGACGAUGAUCUUCCGUCGACACAUCAUAUAAAUGUACAUGCGAGUCAUUUGCAAGAGAGCACAAAAAGAGAGAGGGUAGAAAAAAACGGUUAGAAAAAAAGUAUAUACGUAACGACACAUAGGUAUUGUGUAUAUGAAGGAGAAAAAAAAGGAUAAGCUGGAAGAAAAAUCUUCAUCUCGAGACAGUCUUAUAUUUGUAUGUAAAAAAUGCGAUCCGGCCGUUUAGUCUGAAAAAAAAACAAGUCAAGUUUAUAGUCGUUGAACUCGCAGUACUAGACGACGAACAUUGUGCCCGUGGUACCCGCCGCCUAUAUUCAGAUUGCCUAUAUAUAUAAUACCCCGCAGCCGGAGGGGAAAAAAGUAAAGUGCGCAGAAUGGAAAAUUAAAAUAUCGACCUAACGAAAUAGAAAGGAGUUAAUGAAGCUCCAUCGGUCAAUUAUUAUAAUGACUCGAGUAAGCCAAGGUGGAGCGCGCGAGGCGUUUAUAAUCGAGCGACACCCAAUCAUUUGUGCCGUGAAAGCAAUUAUCGACGCAACGCGCGCGAAAGCAAGUAAAAAUAUCUCCAUUGAGAAAUUAUCAGCUACGGCCCUUUCAUUAACAUUCCUCGCACUCUUGGCCGCCGCCGCCGACGCCGCGACGCGCGUGUACAAUAUAGCUAGCGUUUUUUUUUUCUUAAUUAAAAAAGCACGAGCGCCGGAAAAAACAGCAACCCCCCGCGCGAUCGAUUGAAAUCUGUCGCUUCGAAGAAAUCGGGUCGUUGCGCCGAUUAUCAGGACGCGUGUGCGAUAUGUGUGUACCGCCUUUUUUCAGUAUACACGUUUGCUCACAGACUUGGCUGUAAAUUGUUUCGCGCCAACGGAGGAUGAUUCAUGGGCGAUCGAGCUUCGAGAGGGCAUCCGGUAUAAAGCUAAUUUUCUCGCAUUAAUGUUGAUUUUUACCGCUCCAUUGCAUCCACCGCCGCAGCGACACUCUGUAAAACCAUAUUUUUCUUUCCUCGAGUGCUUUCGUUAUGAAAUUUUUUUCGCGCGAGGGCAAAAAAACGAUACGGCUUCAUUGCUUAUUUUUCUCUCGAGUAUACAAUAAUCAUUAAACCAAAAUUUAAUGGAUUUUCAAAAAUAAAAUGUAAAAUUUUUUAUAAAUCGAUGAAAUGUAAGCGCGCGCGGGAAGCGGGAAAAUGCCGAGUAUCGAUAUAAUCGUCGAGGGCUUAUAGAGAGAGAGAGAGAGUGAGAGAAGGUUUAAUACCGAGGGGCUGGCGCAGGCACGCACAUAGCUGCCGAGGCCAUUAGUGAUAAACGACACUUACUACCAGCCCUCGAGCUUCAGCUGUUCUCCGCGCUGCUAUAUACGUAUAUAUAGGUAGCAGUAGCCCGUCUGGCUGCUCUAUAGGGCCGUACCACUGGCACAUCGUCGAGGCGCGAGUUUUCGAGCCUUUAUUUGCACGUCGAUGUGUCUUUAGCCUCUUGCAUAAAGUAUAAUGUAAACGAGCUUGAGUCCUCGUGAGGUGAGAUCGAGCCGCAUAUAUAUAUAUAUUUCGGUAUAUAUACGGAUAUAUAAAAUAUGCCGAUUGAAGAGGCCAUUUACCGAGCUUUAUCCCAUGAAUGAUUUUCGCGCGACACGCCUCGUCUUAAUGAGCGGCGCUCUCCUGCAUAUACGAAUCUCGAGCUCACCUCAAUGAAUCCUGACUCGACCUUAUAUAUUCUCGAUUCGGAGUGGAAAGAAAAAUAAAUUGAUAAUCGUCCGAUCGAUAGCGAUACAGCCAGCCUGUCCUCGGCGAGAGGGCGAAAAAAUUGUAUCGCGGUCGCUCGUCGCACGAUUUCAAUCAAGACGAUAAUUUCAUUGUGUAUUUAAAUUUUGUGUGCGAAGGUAUUAAAUAAUAAAUUCGAAUACGUAAAAAAAAAAAAAAACAAAUUUUCUGCGAAUAGAUGCACAACGCAAAGAUUGCGAGGGAUGGAGAUACAUAUUCGCUGAAAUUCGUCCUGCAUCCUCGACGCGCUUAUACGUGAGGAAGAGAGGGAGAGAGGAAAAACCGAAUUGAAACUCGUUCGAUGUCAACCGGCCAAAGUGUAGUCGCGUUGCCUUGGCCAAAAUAUAUGUUGAACAAUUAUAUACAGCAUGGGAAAAUAAGAAUUAUUUUACAUUGUUGAUAUUACAUUUAUAAUUGCAACGUACUGCCAAUCUGUGAUGCGAACUUUCAGUACAACUUAGUUGUCGAGUUAUUACCUUAUUCUCAACAGUACAUGAUACAUCGUUAAAAAUGUUUUUAUACAAAAUAUAAAUAUAAAAUAUAUAUGUAAAUGUAUAUUGUAAGCGAAGUAUUUACUUAAUUAUAUAUACUUGGUGUAUGUAUUGCAGCUCGUGAACAACUGUGAAUGCGUAUUCUAAAAAAAUCAUUAUACACUACAUAUUGAACGAGUUUCAGCUCAAACGCCGAUGAGAAUAUAAGCCGUGAGGAUCCGAUCUGUGUGUGACAAUUGCGUGAUGGAACAUAUACAUAAUAUUUAUAAAAUAUAUAGGAAGAAUGAGAAAAAACAAGCUCGCGUACGAGUCAUCGUCUUAUUAAGAAAAAGAAACGACGCAAACAUUUGAUAAUCGCGGUAGCACAGGGACGAGUAAACUAUAAAAGUUAUUAAAGUCGAUAAUUGAAAGGAACGAAUAAUCGUCUGUACAUAAAUUAGCUUUUUAAGUAAUUACGAUGACACGCGCGCAUACACGGCGUACGUGUCAUCCAUAUAAUGCGAACGAACAUCCGUAAUUGUGGACAAUUGUAAAUGAUGAUAAGGAGCAAACAAUAAUAAAUAGUAAUAAAUCGUCCGCGCGUGGGAGAAUUUUGACAAAAAAAAAAAAACAAGAAGUAAAAGCGCUGCGUUUGACCGCCUGUGCUAACCAAACUGCCCGUGGGUGACGUUUCGUUGGACUUUAACAAACAAAAAAUAAUACCAUUCAACUUAUCACAAUGAUUUUUAAAUGUGUAAAUAUAAAAAUGUUCAACUUUUUUUACCGCAUCUCUACCUUCGAACACGACUGUGUCAGCGCACAAUUACCGGAGCGUAUGUAUGAAAAUGUUAUAUAGGCUCACUAAUAAUUGCGAUGUAAAAAUUCGAGCGACAAAAACGUCUCCUGCACUGGUCAGUCACACGUGCAAGCACAUUACGUCGUACCGUAUAAAUCAUCAUCAUGUCACUAGAUAUAAUGAUAAAAUGCAAGCACGUAAAAUCAUUAACUGCCUAUACGUAUAUGAAAUUCUUGAUUAACACACAAAGCCCGUUAUUAAGUAUAUUUACAUCUGUAGUUAGGAGAACAAAAAAAAAACGAUUGUAAUAAUGAUGACUGAAUUACUAUUUUGAUUGAGACAAACGAGCGCGAUAUGGCACUUUCCCUUUAACGAAUCGUUCGAUCGACACGAUUACAAUUAAUAAUAUCGCGUUGAUCCUGCGACACAUUUUAAAGCUACUUGAUAAAAAAUUUCAAGGUAUAAACGAGUAAAUUAAUCUUCUUUUAUGCGAAGAAAAAAUAAUUGAAAGAGUGACGUGAACAUGACCCAAUCAUUAAAUUAUGUCGACGUUGCUCUUUCAAUGGGCAUGGUCAAGAACUGACACGAACAGUCGAUUGUAAGCAAAAUUGCAUUUCUCAACUAGUGUUAAUCGAAUUAACGUCGUGGAAAUUCUAAAAACGCAGUGUUUUUGGAAUUCCACGAGCAAUCAAAGCUUUAAAAAACAUUGGUAAGAGAAGCGAAUGAACGUUAGAUUUGUCGGUUUGUCGCGUAAAAAGUAAACAUAGUUCACAGUGGAUAAAUUUAUAUGCAAACCUUUUCCCAAGAACCAAUAAAUUUCAAUAGCGAAAGGCACGAAAAUCCUCGACUUGAUCCAAUUAACUCGAAUGAAGAGCUUUCGAGGACGUGAAAAAAAGGCGUUGGAAAACAAAAAAAAAAGGUUCUCGGGAAGACGCAAAGGCACAAAGUUUUAGAAAAAAGGGAAAAAAGAUGGAAAAAGGCUCGAAGAGUAGAGAGAGAAUUUUUCGUGCAUGUGCGCGCGCGUGUACGCUUGUUCGUCCCGUCCGUCCUUCAGGAAGCAAAAGAUAAAGCAACAAGCCACAUAGGAGCAAGCUAAAUACAAAAGUAUGCAGCAGCGUGUGCGCGUCGUCGAGACUUUUUUGUUGAAGUAUUAUAAAUUGUGCAUGCCCAUUUGCAUUUGCACUCCAUGCCACCCCCUUCCUCCACGCACUAUCCUGUCUCCGUCUACUUUACCCUCCUCACUCCCUACAGGUAUAUGUAUACAGUAACACAGCAGCAGUCAUCCUCUUUUGAAUUGAAUAUAGCGUACAACUCGGCACUCUCUUAGCUUUUUUUCGGAAAAACUUGAUGUGUAGAGGAAAGCACAUUUGAAAGUAUAACGACGGCACUUUUUUAGCUUGAGGUGAAAAUUUGUGCAAUGGCACUGAAUUAUUUCAGCCGUGGACGUGACACUGCUGCUGCUUAUACUGCUGCGGCUGUUUGAAAUAUAUCGCGUAUAAUUUCAAAUGAUUAUGCACCUAUUGUACAAAGAAAAAAAAAGCUCCGAACGAUUUCUAUGCAGCUUCUCCGAUGCACGACAUGCACGCGUUACACAACACGAAUCAGCUGGAGAGGAGAGAAGUAUGAUCAUUAUAAAUAUAUUAUUAUACGUAAAUGACUAAAAUAAAUAUUAUAUACAUACGAUUACGAAGUAGCGACGUUUUGGCGCAAACGCAUACGAAAUAUACGAUUGCGUCGAGGCGAAGUCGACGAAAAAAAAAAUUAAAAGCUUUCAAUGAUCUGUAUAAUAUAUCUCAACGAUAUAUAAUAAUACGCGAAGUUCGAGCGCUUGACGAUUGUCACAUAGUUGAAUAAUAAUUAACUCCAUUUUUUCGGUGAUAAUCAAGCACUCGUGUGAACGAUGGCUCUGCUGAAAAUAGCUCUGAUUUUCAUGCAUUUCGGACAGUGUCGACGAUUAUCUCCGAAAUUUAAAUGGACCGCAGAAUUACAAGGAAAAAUCUCUUUGUCGAGCGAGCGAACGAACAAGAAACACCUCAACAAGAAAUUGCACUGUAAACAAAAGAAUACAUAAAAGCCUUGUCUCGCAGAUUCUUCGGCUUAGGAUCUGCGAAAUGACGCGAUUAAUUAUACAAAGAAACGAGGUGUGUCCAUAAAAAACGAAAGCGAAUGAGCAUGUAAACUUAAUGAUAAAUAGCCAUUAAAACGAAAUAAACGAAACAAAACGUAUUUAUUGAAAGAAUGAAUUGUGCUUGCAGGUGUGAAGAUAUUUAGAUUUAGUCGCGUGAACGUGAUCAAGAGGACGAAUGUAAAUGUUAAAUAAUAUGAUAAAGAUAUGUAUUAAGACGGACUUGAGGAAAAAAUGAUCAUAUAAGCAGAAACUUUUGCAAUCUAAAAUAAAAAAAAUGAAUAAAAUUGGUCGGGAUCGAAGAGCAAAGGGUGGCUAACAUCAUCAAUUUUAUCUCGAAUAUGCAUGAAAAAAAGUGCGUGUAUUCAUUUUUUACUGAAAAAAAAUAAUACAUUUUAGGAAAAAAAAUCUUCUUCUGCUCUCAAGCUAUUGCAUAGUAAGAGAGGAAGAGAGGACGAAAAAGAGAAAGAGAGAGAGAGAGAGAAAGCUAGCGAAAGCACUCGAUGUAAUUUUUCCGAGGAAGGAGUAUUAUACGUUGCGCGUAAAAGCUUUUUACUCGUCUGACAGCGUGAGCACGAGGCAGCAGCGAGUAUGAAAUGUACGGGGCUAGCGCAUCGUUGUUGUGGGUGUGCGUGUGUCUGUAUGCGUCGCUGUGUUAUUCUUCUACUUCCUUUUUACACGUGUGCGUGCAUCAUCGCCGACGUGAGACACAUUACGAUGUUCCUUUUUUCCAUUCGGAAUUACGUUACACGAGGAUGUGUGUGUGUAAGAGUGCGUGUAAGAGCAUGAACAAAUGAGAUUAUAUUCGGGACGAUAACGUUUGAGUUUGGGAACCAACAAGGAGCAUCGCGACGCGUGAUUUUUCGCUGUAAAGCUGCUUAAUUGAUAAACUUCGAGUUCUUUUUUCAUUUUACUCGUUUACUUUGGAUUUUUUAUAUAGAAUACAAGUUGCGGUACGUAACGUACCUCGACAUCUCUCCUUCUUGGUCCCUGAAUUUUAUUUCAAAUAUUGGAAUACUACGAGCAAUCGUCCUCAAUUUUAUGUAUGUAAUAACAAACAUAAAGCUUCAAUGAAAAUGAUAAAAAAACAAUUAUA
This is a messenger RNA of Trichogramma pretiosum, 9128 nucleotides long. Its product is annotated as Down syndrome cell adhesion molecule-like. The coding region runs from base 728 to 1645 and encodes 305 amino acids. NCBI's taxonomy places the organism in Eukaryota, Metazoa, Arthropoda, Insecta, Hymenoptera, Trichogrammatidae. Gene Ontology annotation, cellular component: neuron projection membrane. The transcript is spliced from 5 exons. Gene Ontology annotation, biological process: synapse organization. The record is from RefSeq and is a predicted model, not a curated record.